Messenger RNA from Oppia nitens, 1134 nucleotides. Its product is annotated as endoplasmic reticulum resident protein 44-like. The transcript has 5 exons. The record is from RefSeq and is a predicted model, not a curated record. Bases 1 to 1134 code for a protein of 377 amino acids. Lineage: Eukaryota; Metazoa; Arthropoda; Arachnida; Sarcoptiformes; Oppiidae.
AUGAUAGCCAGCUAUGAGUUAGUAUUUGUCAAUUUUCACGCCGAGUGGUGUCCAUUCAGUCAACAAUUGUCUCCUAUUUUUAAAGUGUCGGACAAUAUUCUGAGUCAAGAAUUUAGUGUCGAAUCCAAGAGAGUAUUGUUAGGACGGGUAGACUGUGACGCAAAUCCAAAUUUGUCGAAUCGAUACCAAAUAAUGAAAUACCCAACUCUUAAGUUUUUUCUUAACGGRAAACUCAUGAAAAAGGAAUACAGAGGACAACGAACUCAGACAUCAAUUGUCAAACACAUGAAACAGUUGUUAACUGAUCCCGUCGUACACAUUGAAUAUAAUAAUUAUUCUGAUUUGUCGGCAAUAAUACAUCCAAAAUAUAAUAUUUUCCGAAAAGUCGCGGCAGAUCUAAGAGGCUUUUGUGAGUUCUUUUGGGUCACAAACUCGACAUUUCUGACGUCUAAUAAAACUGAAAUAAUUGCUUUUAAGUCWUCUAAAAGUACACAACAAUCUGAAUAUGAUUUUAUAUAUGAGACAUACGACGAGUUUAGCUCUUGGAGUACAUACUUGUGUACACCAAUUGUCAGAGAAAUUACUUUUGAAAACGCAGAAGAAAUUAUCGAAGAAAAACUUCCUUUAGUUAUACUCUUUCAUAUAUCUAGUGAUUACAAGAGCAGUGAAAUAUUUAAAGAAGUGGUUCAUAAAGAGCUUAUAAGUGCGACAACAAAAGUAAACUUUGUGACCGCAGACGCAAAACUAUUUGAUCACCCGUUACAUCAUAUCAACAAAACUAAGAAAGAUUUGCCACUCAUUGCUAUCGAUAGUUUUAAACACAUUUAUCUAUUUCCCAAAUUUGAAGAUUUAAAUAAAACUGGUAUUUUAGCGAAUUUUAUAGAAGAUCUCAAUUCUGGUAAACUUCAUCACGACUACCAUUUUGGAACAGAAGAACAAACAACUAAAAGUAAUUCAAUUCAAAUCAACGAUAUUAAGGAAAAAGACGAAGAAGUGGACAAAACACAAACUGAAGAAUAUGAAGAAAGUGAAGAUGAUUUUACUGAAGAACUGCUCAAACCAGUGGCUGAUUCUGUAUUCAAGAAGUUAGCGCCGUCUGAGAGCAGAUAUACUAUUCUUAAGGACGAACUAUAG